Rhodotorula graminis WP1 is the source of this 1119-nucleotide messenger RNA. RefSeq lists its product as uncharacterized. The record is from RefSeq and is a predicted model, not a curated record. The transcript has 2 exons. Bases 1 to 1119 code for a protein of 372 amino acids. Lineage: Eukaryota; Fungi; Basidiomycota; Microbotryomycetes; Sporidiobolales; Sporidiobolaceae.
AUGCCCUCUGCCGCCGAGCGCGUCCCCCUCGAGCUCGUCAUCCGCGUCGUCGAGAUGGCCGCCGCCCGCCUUCCCACCUCGCGAGCCGACAUGAGCGCUUAUCGCCAGCUCCUCUACUCGGCGUGCCUCGUCUGCCGCGCCCUGCGUCCUAUCGCGCAGCCGUUGCUGUGGCAGUGGGCUCACGUACGCGGCGCCGCGGCGCUCGGCGCGCUCGAGCGCGAGGCUCGCGCCCGGCCCGACCUCGCGCGACACGCUGGCGGGUUGAGCCUGUGGGUAUCACCGCUCGACUCGGUCGACGACCACCUUGGCGAGGUGCUCGAGCUCUUGCCGGCGCUGCAGGGAUUCGAGCUCGUCGGCGACUGCGUCUUUGACGUGGCGGCGCUGCAGGCCGCUCAAGGCCUCAAGCUCGUCCGACUACGAGGAUCCCUGCUCCACUCGACCACGCCCUUCUCCCUCCCAGCCGUCCGCCUCCUCGAACUCGAGCUCAACAUGGUCACCUCAUCGUCGACUUGGCUCCUCCCGUCCUCGUUCCCCAACCUCGAGAGCGUCACCCUGAGCCAGUGCGCCCCACGAGACGACCUCGUCGACGGCCUCCUCAAGGCGUUCGGCCCCGACCUGCAGGUCCUCUCGCGCCCGACGAUGUGCGACCCGUUCCGCCUCGAGCCGCGCUCGGCCGAUGCCGUCACCCUCCUCGACCUCGCUCGACUCGCCCGACACCCUGUCCACCCUCCCUCACCGGGCCGCACCGCCUUCCCGAGAAACCGCCACUCGAUCCUCCGCAUCGUCGACGCCCGACCCGCCCUCGGCCUUGACGCCCUCACGACCAUCCGCACCGCCCUCCCCUGGAUCCGCGGGCACGAGCUCUGGGUGCCGCGGUCCCUCCUGCACGACGUCGUCGAGGUCGCCUGGGCGCAACUCGAGCGCGACGUCGCCCUCUUUGGCGGGCGGCUGACGCCGUACGACCUCGAGCUGUACGAGCGGCGCUCGCGACCGCGGUGUCGAACGGCGGGAUCGGGCGGCGAGGUGGGCGCCGUCGACGACGAGGUACGGGCGGUGGAGCUGGUCGGGAACGAGGAGCGCGAGCGCGGCUCGUUGGACGACAUCUUCCCGCGGUCGUAG